Grus americana (Whooping crane) is the source of this 8320-nucleotide messenger RNA. RefSeq names its product ret proto-oncogene (gene RET). The record is from RefSeq and is a predicted model, not a curated record. Gene Ontology annotation, cellular component: axon; membrane; signaling receptor complex. The coding region runs from base 953 to 4402 and encodes 1149 amino acids. NCBI's taxonomy places the organism in Eukaryota, Metazoa, Chordata, Aves, Gruiformes, Gruidae. The transcript has 28 exons. Gene Ontology annotation, biological process: multicellular organism development; protein phosphorylation; positive regulation of kinase activity. Gene Ontology annotation, molecular function: ATP binding; transmembrane receptor protein tyrosine kinase activity; calcium ion binding.
AGGGAUAUAAAAUAGAAGGGGUAGUGGAUUUCUGCCUGAGUCCCAGGAACACAGGGCUGUGCGCUUCUGAAGGAAAGGAGGUCAAGAGUCUGGGUUAGCUGGAAGAGUCUCACGAUACUGCGUUUGCUGGAUGCAAAAGGUGCUGGAUAUAGAUGCAGUCAUUUCAUUGUUACUAAUCCCUAAAUUAAGCAACUGAAUUUGACUGCAUAACUUCCUGAUCCAGGACUACAAAUAUGUCCCUGAAAAAGAAGUUCUCUGUAUUUUUGUCUGGCUAGAAAGAUUAUCCUGUUGCACUGUAAACAGCCACUGAACCUUCUGAAGAGAUUUCUCAUCUGGGCUGUUUUGCUGAUAUUGCUAUGGACCCAGGUCCUGGUUCUUCUCCCUGAGAGGAUUAUUUUGGCUGCCCUAGCUGGGUGCAUGCGAAGUCAAGGAUCAUUCUUGUCAAAAAAUAUCUCUGAUUGCAGUAUUUCAUGCAUUGAUCUUGGCCCAGAAAAGAAAAAAUCUUUUGGCAACCAGUCUUCAGUAUACAAGGGAAAACAAAAGUCUACGUUGCUGUAAGGAGCCCGAGAUCAGAUCCAGGGAUACACCUCAGCACCUUUGUCAGUCCUUGCAGAUGAUUUAAUGCCCCGUGGCCUCAGAGACCACUACAGACAUUUUUCAUCCGUUAUGUUUGCGUGUGCAGUAUUACUUAAUCCUACGGAAGAGUAAAGUGGUUGAUUUUCAUAGUUUUAAGAUGAAAUGGAACAGGUUUUCUUAAAAGCAUACCAUGGAGUUUGCUGGUUUGAUCAUACCUGCAGAGCCAUGACCCCAGCCUCUGAAUCCUCCCUGUGCUCUCAGAUUUGCCUCUAUUUGUGUUACCGAGCUGGAGAGAAGGUUAAAAUGAAGAUUUAAUCUUAGUGAUGCAAGGCUUGCAGCGUACUGGAGACCCUGAAGGAGAACAGCUCCAGGAAGGAUGGUUGACUACAUUAACAUUAGAGUGAUGAACGCAGUAUUUAGUCCCCUUCUCAUCCAAGCUGGCAACUUGUUCCCGUGUGUGCUCCUUUCCCUUGGUUUAUGGAGACAUCUCAAAUACAUUUCUCAGUUCCCUCUAUUAUCAGGCAUCUGUGAAAGCCUCUCAGACGCUUGUGCACCUGCCUUUGGUCUCUACUUCCCCAGGAAAGAGUACUCGGAGAAUGUCUACAUUGAUCAGCCAGCGGGUACGCCGCUCCUGCGCAUCCAUGCCUUGCGGGAUUCACAUGGGGAAACGGCCCACUUUCAUCUGUGCCAGAAUCUCAUCAUUUCUCGAGCAAGAUCCCAUGAAAAUCACUGGUUUCAAAUCAGAGAAAAAACAGGACUUCUCUACCUCAGCAAAAGCCUGGAUAGAGAAGACUUUAACAUGCUGUCUGUAGGAAACUGGAUGCCGUUAUCAAAGGUGAUGCUGUAUGUCUUCCUUUCAUCCCACCCUUUCCAAGAGAAGGAAUGUGACUCUGCUACACGCGCCACGGUUUUCCUCUCCUUGAUCAAUGCUACUGCACCAGCUUGCAGUUCCCUGACAGCGAGGCAGCUUUGUUUCACAGAAAUGGAUCUCUCCUUUCACAUCAAAGAGAAUAAACCACCUGGCAUAUUUCAUCAGCUCCAGUUACCCUCGGUUCAUCAUCUGUGUCAGAAUCUCAGCAUUUCCUACAAACUGCUGGCAGCUGAAGGUAUGCCCUUUCGAUACAAUGAGAACACCACUGGCGUGAGUGUGACGCAGCGCCUAGAUCGAGAAGAGAGAGAGAGAUAUGAGCUGAUUGCCAAAUGUACCGCAAGAGAGGGCUUCAGGGAAACGCAGGUUGAGGUGCCCUUCCUGGUGAACGUGUUAGAUGAAGAUGACUCUCCUCCCUUCCUUCCCAACGGCACAGAUACUGCAGAUGCGGUCGUGGAGUUCAACAGGAAGGAGGGAACCGUCCUUGCAACGCUAACUGUGUACGAUGCGGACACCACACCUAUUUAUCCCCUUGAAAACAGCAGAAAGAAAUACACAGGAACCAUCAUUACCGAUGAUCCCUGGAUAAGUGAAACAUUUCGGGUAGAGCACAUCUUUGAUGAAAUCCACUUCAGCCCAAAUGGCAGCCAAGUGAGGGGAACUCAACAUGAGUACAAACUGGUACUGAAUAAAAGUAUUUCAGUCACAGAGCAUCGUUCCUUCCAGUUGGAUGUUUUGGUGAAUGACACAGAAUUUCCUGGCCCAGAAAGAUCGGUGAUGCUUCAUUUCAACGUCUCCAUCCUCCCUGUCAGCAUUCAGUUUCCAAACGUGACUUACCAGUUCACAGUGAACAGAAAUGCUGAACGUUUUGCACAAAUUGGAAAAAUCUGCAUCGAAAACUGUAUGAAAUUCCAUGGUGUGAACAUCACCUACAAGUUACUGUCCCCCAACGUAAGCUGCUAUCCCGUCAGUAUACUUCAAGGCCGAGAAGACAAAUGGGGAAGCCUUUAUGUGAAUGAUUCCUCUGUGCUACGCAGACCUGAAUGCAAGGAAAUACAAUACAAUAUUCAAGCUACAGACAAGCAGAGCAGGAAACAUACCAAAACCCUCCUCACUAUUGUCCUGGAAGGAACUCUUUUAAAAAAAGAGGAGGACUGCCCCGACUCCUGCGCAGAGAGCAAGCACCGUGCUGAAUGCGAAGAGUGCGGUGGCUUGGGCGUGCUAACAGGAAGGUGCCAGUGGAGACAGGGGAGUGGAAAAGGCAUCACCACAAACUAUUCCACAUGCACUCCGAGUAUCAAGACUUGUCCGGACGGCACCUGUGAUGUGAUCGAGAGCAAAGAUCUGGCUGUGUGCCCCCAAGACUGCACAAGUGGAAACAUUAUUGGUGGUCAUGGGAAAGGCACUGGAAAUCUUGGAAUUAAGUCAGGACAUGGGAUUUGUUACUGCUUCCCAAGACAGAACUGUUUUUGUGAGAAAGAUGAUAUCAAGGAGCAACUAUGUGAUUACGUGUGCAAGACUGUGAUAGCAGGCGCCGUGCUGCUGUCCUUCAUCAUCUCCGUGCUGCUUUCUUCCUAUUUCAUCCAUCGUUACCACAAGAAUUCUCCAAAGCCACCCAUUGCCUCCGCAGAAAUGACGUUCCGGCGCCCAGCCCAGUCCUACCCCAUCAGUUAUUCUUCCACUAAUGUCCGCCGGCCUUCUUUAGAUUCCAUGGAGAACCAGGUGUCUGUAGACACCUUUAAAAUACCAGAAGAUCCAAAGUGGGAAUUCCCUCGGAAGAACCUGGUUCUGGGCAAGACUCUUGGAGAAGGAGAAUUUGGAAAGGUUGUCAAGGCAACAGCUUUCCGACUCAAGGGGAGAGCUGGCUAUACCACCGUGGCAGUGAAAAUGCUAAAAGAAAAUGCUUCCCAGAGCGAGCUGCGAGAUCUACUUUCAGAGUUCAACCUUUUGAAACAGGUGAACCAUCCUCAUGUCAUCAAGCUUUACGGAGCCUGCAGUCAAGAUGGCCCGCUGUAUUUAAUUGUGGAAUACGCUAAAUAUGGCUCCUUGCGCAGUUUUCUCAGGGAAAGUCGAAAAGUAGGACCAAGCUAUGUGGGUAGUGAUGGCAACAGAAACUCAAGUUAUUUGGAUAACCCUGAUGAGAGAGCCUUAACAAUGGGAGAUCUGAUAUCGUUUGCAUGGCAGAUAUCACGAGGAAUGCAGUACCUUGCAGAAAUGAAGCUUGUCCAUCGUGAUUUAGCAGCCAGAAAUGUACUGGUGGCAGAAGGGCGCAAAAUGAAGAUUUCUGAUUUUGGCCUCUCCCGUGAUGUAUAUGAAGAAGAUUCAUAUGUCAAGAGGAGCAAGGGUCGGAUACCUGUUAAAUGGAUGGCCAUAGAGUCCCUGUUUGAUCAUAUCUAUACAACACAAAGCGAUGUAUGGUCAUUUGGAGUUCUGCUAUGGGAGAUUGUAACUUUGGGAGGCAAUCCCUACCCAGGUAUUGCUCCUGAAAGACUCUUUAACCUCCUAAAAACAGGCUACAGAAUGGAGAGGCCAGAAAACUGCAGUGAAGAAAUGUACAACCUGAUGUUGCGCUGUUGGAAGCAAGAACCCGAUAAAAGACCAACAUUUGCUGAGAUCAGCAAGGAACUAGAGAAAAUGAUGGUGAAGAGUAGGGACUACUUAGAUCUUGCGGCUUCCACACCUUCGGAUUCCUUACUUUAUGAUGAUGGGCUCUCAGAAGAGGAGACACCACUCGUGGACUGUAAUAAUGCUCCCCUCCCUCGAACCCUCCCUUCCACAUGGAUUGAAAACAAACUCUAUGGCAUGUCAUACCCGAACUGGCCUGAGGAGAGCCCCGUUCCACUCACAAGAUUCGAUGGCACUAACUCUGUGUUUUCAAGAUAUGCAAAUGAUAGUGUAUAUGCUAACUGGAUGGUUUCACACUCAGCGGCAAAAUUUAUGGACAAGUUUGAUAGCUAAAAUUUUCUUUGUGAAAGGUAAUGGACUCCUGAGGGGAACAAAGAUGCAAAGAAUGGAAAGUCCAUUGGCUCGUUCUUUGUACAAUCAACAACUAACUUUUAAAUUGGCAAACCCUUUUAUUGAUAGUUUCUAAAGUGUGUUAUCCAUGCUGAAGACUAUAAUCGGUGAUUUCCCCUUUCAGAAAACAUAUCAAGCUGGAUAAGAGUUGUAGUUCCAGUACUUCUUUCUAGAUUGCCAUUUUGCAUAUGGUUCCCUUCGGCAACUUCCUACUGCAAAUGGCCCUGCACUUCAUUCUUGCUGUUUUUUAAACCUAACCAUCCUGUGUUACAGCUUUCUUGGAUGGCAAAACGUACUUGAACUGCUACUUUUAUAGUGGCUGUUAGCAUACAACCACUUGACCUAAGCAGGAAGCACAAAAAAUAUAUGGAAGGGAGGGGGGAAAUACGCUCUCAAACUUACUGAGCUUGCUAUCAAAUGAGAAGUGUUAUGAUGAUGUUGGCACUAACGAAGCCUGUAUCUUGGUUUGGAAGCAAACAUUAAGUAACUCAAUAGAGGACUUGAGAUUCAACAUUUGAAGUCUUGUAAAAUGUAUUGUCUUGUCUUAAUGAGAAGAGAGUUUGUUUUAUUAGUCUUAACUUCUCUUACCUUUAGCACAAUAGAGAUAAAUUUGAUACAAGAUAAGCUGUAUAGACUGAUGGCAAUCAAGAGUGUUCAUCUGACGCAAUUUAUUUUCCAUCACCUACAUCUUACUAAUGUUAAAAUGUACAAUCUUGUACAAUCAUAAUUCCUCUUAUGAGUUCAAGAUAGACUGUACAGGAUUUUUAGACUGAAUUCAAGUAAAGAGCUUUUGUUUGCAGUCACGUUCAGUGAGUUGGAGUCCUCCUCUCGGCUCCAGAUUGGAUACACUGCCAUGCACAGGACACUGCCAUGACAUAGAUCCAAAUAAACCUAUUACCUUGAAAGUCAUGAGUAAACAACACUUGCACAGCAAAAUUGGUCUAAAACUCUACUGUUAAUGAAACUACACAAGGAAAAUGUCAUCGCAAUUUGUUCAGGUGAAAUAUAAAAAUGUUGUGCUUACAACACUGACUGGGUAUUUGGGAGAAUGAUCUGACUGUGGGCCAUGUGUUCUAUGUGGAAGAGUAAAUGAUCAGCACUACUUUUGUCUUUAUUUGUAAUCUAAUAUGGUUAAAGAUAACUUUUUGUUUGCUACAAAUGUUGGGAUGUAAAUCCCAAGUGACUCGUUGUUAGCGUUGUGACGGUUAUUCUAAAUAAUCCAAUUCUACCAAAGCUUGCUCCUGUCACUUACAAUCCAAUUUAGCUGUUUUCAGAUGUUGUUUUGUGAGCAACUUUAUGUUUCCAUUAAAGUCUGUGAUUUCAGAAACUGUUAAUAGAGUCAGACUGCCAAAACCUGAACACAGAUUUUUUUUUUUUACAAAAAGCGGGAUCUGAAGUGUUGUGUUGGAAUUUAAACACCUUCACUGUUGGGUAUCAUACUUGAUCCUGUCCUGGUUUUGGACAAUCAUGAAGCAGAGUGACUUUUUUUUUUUUUGUACAAACAUUUGCUUUGUUGUGUAACGCUUAUGUACAGUAAACAGAUAUAACUAUAUAUACAGAAGGAGUUCAGUUGUGAUAUAAUGGUGAUCUUCACUGGCAUGACACAACUGUCAGAAUGCAUACUUUUAAAAUAAAUGGCACUGAAAAUGAAGCCCAUUAUAUGGGCUUUUUUUUUUUUUUAUCAAGAGAACUAUGACAAAAGGAGAGAAAAAUGGCACUUAUGGCAACUUUUUGCUUUGUCCAGUCCUUUUUCCAUAUUUUCUGUCUGUAAAUGGGAAUUCUUUAUUUGCCAUGAGCAAUCAAGACAUAAAGAUUUUGGGUUGGGUUUUUUUUUUUUUAUUUUUCCUUAAAUUAAGAAUUUCUUUUUAUCAGCUAUCUUCUGCAAUAGUAUUCAACUGGGAUAUGUGAAGCGCCCAGUUUCUAACCUGAAAAGCCCUGUGACAACAUUGCUGUACGGUAGGUGAGUGGGAUAGUAAGUAAUGCUGAAAUAACCGGUGGAUGCAGAAAGUAUUGUGUAUUUUAGACUUCCAGCGUGAGUCAAUGUUGUUUCAACCAUUAAUUCCUGGAAAAAAGUUUCAAUAAUAGUUAUUAUCACCUAUGUUACCGGACAUAGAUUCUUCAUCUAAAAACAUACACAGUUCAUAAUUAUAGUUGCUGUACGCAAUUACCUGCAUUAAGUGGAGCUUACUGGAUAAUCCUUAACAAUUGUUUCCUAAUCCAACUAAUUUUUACUCCCUUCCUGCUCAUGAAUAGAUUAUUACUUUCAAGUAUUCAUUCAUGAUAUGAAAGCUUCUUAUGUCUUCUGUGUACGCUAUUUUUGUAAAUAUUUCCCUUGAAGUGUUUCCUAUUUGUUCUGUGUUGCCAUUACUCAGAAUGGUGACAAUCUUGUUUCGGUUCCCCAUUAGAGAGUAAAUGUACUUCCCAUGUGGGGAAAAAAGCGAUGCUGCAGAUGAGUGUUUCCAUCAGUGCCAGAAAUACUUACGCACAUGGCUGCCCUGAGGAAAGUGAUUUCGAAGGGAACAAAUGACUCACCUCAGUGUACAGGUUGGAGAGAAUAUUUCUAAAAAUUUCUGCCAGCCUUUUCUAAAUAUCAGCAGAGAUGACACAGUUUACCUGGUCUGUGCUUUGAGUUGGGGCAGAUGGGGGAGAGAGUGAAUCUCACGUGUCUUUCUAGUCAUUACAGAAGCACAAGGAAGUUACUGUCGUAUUCAUUUCAGAACUUUUCCAGAGGUAUGAUACCAGAAAAUCUACUUGUGAGGUUGCAGAUUUUAAUCUGCAGGCAUUAGCCUGUUUCAUAUAAAAGAAAUUUUAAAAAAUCCUCUCCCUUGAAUAUGGGGUACAUAAUAUUUAGAUCAUGUGGGUUUAUCUACAGUUUGUGAUGCAAAAUGUGGAUAAUUUUCUAUAGUACGCUCAACUGGAUGUUGUUUGAAUUCUUAAAACCAUACAGUAAAAGCAAAUUUGAUGUUUUGUAAUCUAUCUUAUAUGAAUAGUACAAGCAUCAAAAUACAUCUAAAAAGGCUACUUCUAUGGUAACUUUUAAAAAAAUUUUAAAAAUUACUUAUAAAUUUGAAAUGCUUUGUUUCUCAUUUCUAAUUCUAUGGGAGAGCAACCUGCAUCUUCCGGUUACGAGAGAGAGAGAGAGACAGAUAUUCUUAAUGCAUUUUGAGAAGAUGAAUAGUUCCUCUUUUUUCAAUGAUGUGUUUUUUCAGUUGUACCCAGUUUUAUAAAAGGUUGUGUGGUAUCUCAACACAACAAAUUACUUGCUAAAAGCAUAUUUUUUUGAGCUGUUAUGAAAGUUCAUGUUGCCGAUAACGUUCUGAAAUCAAGCAUAAAGGUUUUGGCUACCUAAGUACAGACAAGCACACUUCCCCUUAAGCUCAUCUGAAAUAAUUAGCUCCUUACUUUGGGCUAAUAAUGUACAUUUCAUAAUAAUCCAAUUUCAUUUUAUCUGGAAGCCGUUUCAUAUGGAUUACAGACCAAUCUACAAUGGUAUAAACAAUUUAAGAGCAUUGCAGUUGUACUUUACAUGUCAAAAAAUAACUUUUCAAGUUUCUCUAUUUGAUAAGAAAAUGGAAGAAAAGCGUGUUCAUCUCCAAGGUAGUUAAAAAAAUUAGUAACUUUUGAAGUCAAUGACAAGGUAAUGAUUGUUGUCAUUAGGUGUCAGACUGAGAGUUUGAUUCUAUUCUUGCUGAUAUAAGCAAAUGUGUAUUAACGUAUAAGAUAACUGGUUUAAAUGCAUUUUUACCAUGCCACGAGAAAAAGCUUUAAUUUAAUCAGCUAAGCACAGAAGUUUGUAGAGGUUCAAACUAUUACACUGAUAGCAAGUAAUGUGCAUAUUUUGAAUAAAUAGUGAUGUUUACA